CUCCGGGGUGUCAGGGACCCCAAUUUUUUUCCAUGUCGGUAAUCAUAAUGCACGUUUGCAUGUUAGAAAUUGAGUAAAAUAAAUAUAUAAAAACGUAAUGUUGAUGUAAAAAAAGACCGAAAAUAAAUAUUGAUAUGUAAUAUUUUUUGGAUAUAUAGGUCACCAAAGAAUUCUAGUUUAUGAAGCAGUUAUUAUUGAAUUUAGAAAAAUGUUUUUAUCUCAAAUAACAUCUAGCUCGAGAAUGACAAUUAAUAGUUUCUUGGUAUCAUUAAGUAUGAAACAAAUAUGUAGAUCACAUAUUAAAGAGUUUCAUAAACAUCAGAAAGCAAUGUAUUCUGUCUUUAAUGGACAAUCAAAAGCAGAUGUAGAUCCAGAUAAAUUUGGUGAAAUAAAUAAGUGUGACAAUAAAAAAGUAAAUCAGUAUGAACAGAAAUAUGAAGAUUCUGAUUCGAAUAUAUUACAUUUUGAGAGUUCAAGAAAAUCACUAAGUAGUAACUAUAUUUCAGACAUUAAAAAAUUACAUCCACAUCCAUUAUCCAGUCUCAUGAAUAUUUAUACCAUUGUGGAUAAUGAAUUUCAGAAGAACUGUAUAACAGUCUCAUACAAAGAUAAUGGUAACACGAAUAUGUGUCAUAUUACUAUUACAUGGCCUCGUAACAUGAUUUUUGCGUCUGACGCAUCCAAGAAGAAACAAGCUGGACAUAAUGCAGCACUGAAAUGUUUACAGUGGUUGUAUGAAAAUAAUUACAUAAAAGAACAAAGGCCAGUACUAUAUAGUACCAAACAAUUGAAGGAACUUCUUUUGGAAUCUACAAAUCCUAUUCCAAUAAAUAUUGAGUCAGAACUAAAAAAUGAAAUAAAAGUUUUAAUUAAAACAUUUGAAGAUGAUAUAAAAUCAGUAAUAACCAAAUCACCUGGUAUUGAUAUUGAAAAUCCGGACCUAGAGGAAGUAUCAACAAUUAAAGUAUCGUCAAGUGUUUCUGCAGAAUUUAAUGCUACAUUAACAAAAAUGCUGGAAGAAAGGAAAGAUAAAAUCACCAAAUUACCUAUUCACGAUUAUAGAGAAGAAAUACUUAAUUCUUUACAACAUAAUCAGGUAGUAUUAAUUAAGGGAGACACUGGUUGUGGAAAAAGUACUCAAAUCCCACAGUUCAUUAUGGAUGCAUAUACAGAACAAAAUAAAGCAAAUGAAUGUAAUAUAAUUGUGUCUCAACCUCGUAAAGUUGCAGCAAUUUCUUUAGCUGAUCGGGUUGCAUCGGAAAGAUAUGAACGUGUUGGUGAUAUAGUUGGCUAUCACGUACGAUUUGAUAAUAAACUGCCACAACUGCCUGGUUCAAUUGUGUUUUAUACAACCGGCGUAUUAUUACGAGUAUUAGAAACGAAUCCUACUUUAAAAGGAAUAUCACAUGUAAUUAUGGAUGAAGUUCAUGAGAGAAGCCUACAAUCUGACGUGUUACUAAAAUUACUUAAAGAUAUAUUGAAGAAUAAUCCAUCUAUAAAACUUAUACUUAUGUCUGCAACUAUAGAUGUGAAUUUAUUCAAACAAUACUUUUCCUGUGAAGUCAUUGAUAUUCCUGGAAGAACAUAUCCAGUAAAAACGUACUUUAAGGAAGAUAUCGAGAUUUUUAAAAACAACGACGAACGACAGAGAACUGAAAUUCCUUUUGACAAAAUAGUGGAACUAGUGCAAUGGAUUACUAGAAAUAAACCGCCUGGAAAUAUUUUAUGUUUUCUUCCAGGUUGGCAAGAAAUUAAACAUGUACACAAGUUACUUAAAGAAAGAAACAUAAAUUUAUUAAUAUUGCCGCUUCAUUCGAAAGUGCCAUUUGAGAUUCAACAAAAGGCUUUUGAACCAGUUAGUGGAAAAAUUAUUUUAGCUACAGAUGUUGCGGAAAGUAGCAUUACUAUUAAAGACAUUAGUUAUGUUAUAGAUUCUGCUAUUAAGAAAGAAAAGAAAUGGUAUAAAGGUGAUUCUGUACCCGUAUUGCAAGCCAAUUUGAUAUCAAAAUCAAAUCUUCAUCAAAGGAAAGGAAGAGCCGGACGCGUUGGACCCGGUGAAAGUUAUCAUUUAAUUACAAAAGAAGAGUACGAUUCAUUAGACUUACAUCCAGAACCAGAAAUACUUAGAACACCAUUGGAGGAAGCAAUUAUUAUUAGUAGAAAACUUAGUAAUGAAAAUAUAUUUGAUUUUUUUGAUAGUAUGCUUAAUGUACCUGAUUUUGAAACGCUAUUUCAUGCUCGAGAUAAUCUAAAAAAGCUUGGUAUUCUUGAUGACAAUGAAAACCUUACAAGCUUAGGAAAGCGUGUAUCGCAUUUUUCAUUGGAUCCUAGACUAAGUAAAGCAAUAAUCUUGUCCUGUGUUUUCCAGUGUUUAAGACCGAUAUUGUUAUUAACUUCUUUACCAUUGGGCGAAAGUAGUGUCCUUUCAUUGAGCGAAGGGUCAAAUGAAAAAUCAGCUGUUAAAACCAACAAAUUAGAAUUUCAUAAAACGAGCGAUCACAUCGCUAUGAUAAAAUAUUUUGAUUAUUGGAAAUCGUGUAACGAAGAACCUGGUGAUAUUUAUAUUCCUUCCUUCUUUCAUAUGGUAAAGAAGCUCUAUGCAUUGCAUAUGACUGAACUUAAAUCCAGCGGGAUGCUUCAGUCAUCUAAUACCGAAUUCGCAAAUACGUGUUGCGAUAAUAAUGAACUAAUUCGAGCAACAUUAUUUGCCGCUACAAAUUACGUACUAAAGAGAUCAGCCUAUGGAUUUAGAAGACGGUUUUUCGUCAAAAAAGAAUCAUUCACAUCUGAGGAUGGUCGAUCGGUUGUACUUACAAGUACAAGUGUAAACUAUAAGAAGCAAAACUGGCCCAGUAAUAUUUUGACCUAUGUUAGAAAGAUGAAAUUUGCUAGGGGACAUACAGUUUUUGAAACAAGCAUGCUGACACCCCUAUCGGUUUUGUUAUUUAGCCAUAAUGACGUUCGAUGCUGGGAGAGAAAAGCAAGCCUUCCUUUUACUCGGACGAACGAAGUCGUUAUUCGCAUAAAUAAUAUAGAGAAUGUAAAGUUCUGUAGUGACAAAGAAACGGCGGAAUUAUUACUGAGUUUACGAGAUAUAUUAUGGAAGGUAGUAAACUACAUAAUUGAUAAUGAAGGAGGAGAUCUUAAUCAGGAUAAUUUAAUAAUGGUUAAAUCUUAUAAAAAGGAACUGAUUGAUUUCAUUGCAAAUAUGCUGCAGGAAGCAGCGACUGAUAUCGAUUGUACUAAUUAAUUAUAGUAUGUAUUAACAGUAAUUGUAAAUUGUUAUUAGACAAUACUUUCUGUAACUUAAAAUUGAUAUAAAUGAUGUAUAUUUAUAAAUGUAAAAGGCACUUUUAAAUAUAAGAAAUU
Molecule: messenger RNA, 3369 nt
Organism: Osmia lignaria (orchard mason bee)
Lineage: Eukaryota; Metazoa; Arthropoda; Insecta; Hymenoptera; Megachilidae
Product: ATP-dependent RNA helicase DHX30
Cellular component (GO): nucleus; intracellular anatomical structure; cytoplasm
Molecular function (GO): G-quadruplex RNA binding; ATP binding; RNA helicase activity
Source: RefSeq, a predicted model, not a curated record